This is a messenger RNA of Linepithema humile (Argentine ant), 967 nucleotides long. Its product is annotated as phospholipase A2. Lineage: Eukaryota; Metazoa; Arthropoda; Insecta; Hymenoptera; Formicidae. Gene Ontology annotation, biological process: phospholipid metabolic process; arachidonate secretion. The record is from RefSeq and is a predicted model, not a curated record.
UGCGCCACCUUCUGCAGGUGGAAUAAGAUAUCCGCGAAGAUACUUAAGUGAAGUACUGUCAAGCUGUGGCCAGCCCGUGUCGCCAGUCGAUUGCAAUCAGGUGAAAACAUAGUGCAAUGUCACGUGUACGUGUCUGUCUCUUCGUACUCUUCCUCGUACUCAACAUCACCGUUCAAUUCGGUGAUUGUGAGGAUACAACGAAUAAUGUUAAUUGUGAUGCUGAGGUUUCGCCUGGCUCCGAUAAAACUCGUGUGUUACAUGUAGAAUGGCCAUUGGCGAAGUUGAAGAAAUCCCAAAAAGAAAAUCAAGAACAUACGAAAAACAUAUUUCAGACAUAUUUCAUAAGAAAAGAUUUUAACGCAGAACGUCCCCAGAACGAUAAAGUGUCUGCAAGAUUCAUUAGCAGCAGUGGCGACGAAUCCAGAAACGUGUCUAGUUUCUUCAUCUUUCCAGGAACACUCUGGUGCGGCAAUGGAGAUAGAGCGAAUAACGAUGCCGAUCUCGGCAAAUUCAAUAAAACAGACGCCUGUUGCAGAGCGCAUGAUAAAUGCGAAAACAAUAUACCGUCUGGUGACACAAAACUCAAUCUCAAGAACAAUGGCUUGUUUACGAGAUCUGCUUGCGCUUGCGACAAAGAGUUCUACAAGUGCUUGAAGAAUGCCAAUAGCAUACUCUCCAAAGGGAUCGGAAAAACGUAUUUCAAUAUACUAAACCCACAGUGCUUCAGCUGCGUAUGCCCAGAGAACGGUUGCAACGCUUCUACUAGCAGUUCAGAAUGCAAAGAUCAGUGCCGCAGAUAUCAAUGGAAUGAUAGUCCUCGCUUUUGAGUCAAUGGUCAAAAUAGAAGACGUUCAAACAAUUUGGCAAAAUAAGAUUUCUAAAUGUAAGAUUCUUAAGAUGUAAUCCUACAAUUAUGUAUGCGCUAUAUUAUUCUACUACUCCUAACAUAAGAACUCUUAAAAAAUUC